This is a messenger RNA of Osmia bicornis bicornis, 456 nucleotides long. Its product is annotated as histone H2B. The record is from RefSeq and is a predicted model, not a curated record. Lineage: Eukaryota; Metazoa; Arthropoda; Insecta; Hymenoptera; Megachilidae. Gene Ontology annotation, cellular component: nucleosome. Gene Ontology annotation, molecular function: DNA binding; protein heterodimerization activity; structural constituent of chromatin. The transcript has a single exon. The coding region runs from base 14 to 385 and encodes 123 amino acids.
AUAUAAUUUCAUCAUGCCUCCUAAAGCAAGUGGAAAAGCUGUAAAGAAAGCCGGCAAAGCUCAAAAGAAUAUCAGUAAGACUGACAAGAAAAAGAAGAGGAGGAGGAAGGAAAGCUAUGCCAUCUACAUCUACAAAGUAUUAAAGCAAGUCCAUCCUGACACUGGAAUCUCCAGCAAAGCUAUGAGCAUCAUGAAUAGCUUUGUGAAUGAUGUUUUUGAACGAAUUGCUGCGGAAGCUUCACGUUUGGCGCAUUACAACAAGAGAUCAACCAUUACAUCCAGGGAGAUCCAAACCGCUGUGAGACUCCUAUUGCCUGGUGAAUUGGCAAAGCAUGCUGUUUCUGAAGGCACCAAAGCAGUUACCAAAUACACCAGUUCAAAGUGAACGGUAUUCUUUUAAUCCUUGACUAUUCCUAGAAUUAUUCCUAUUACUAUUCCUUAUCGGCCCUUCUUAGG